CCCAACUUCUGAUUUUAUCGUUCGAAAUGCGUCUCCUGGUAAUCGUCACCCUGUUAUUCUACAUCCUUUGGCCGAGUGGGGAUCGUCAAGUUUCCGCCUGCCACUGCAUCCGCUUGGCCAAAUGUACAACCUUUGCCCGCCUCCUGCUCCAUCAUGGCCCUGGGGAGCAGUCCGCCAUAUUCGCCAAAGUGCAUGACGCCAGCUGUGGUUUUCAGGGCCUCGAGCUACUCGUGUGCUGCCCGACAUCUCGCAAGCAAAACCCCGAUGAGUCAUCUACGCCCAAGCCAAGUCGUAAGAUGCGUUUUGCUCCGCCUGGUGAUCGCUGGAUUUGGGAAGAUGAGGACGAUAGCAAGGGCAGCCGGCACUCCCACUCUGAUUAUCUGCUUGCGGAGGCUGAUCUGCACGACUACUGGAACUUUGAGGAGCAACGUAACUGCCCGCAGCCCUUGGAACCAGAAUUCUUCGAUGGCCGAUUUGAUAGAGGACACCAUUUUCAAUAUCAUAUAGAUCAUGGUGAGCAGGAAAUAUCUCCGCGCCCCAUCCCCAAGGACAAGCCUAUUGUGUUUCCCGGUGACCUACGCUUCCUGCGGCAUGGAGAGGAAGAUUUAAUAUCUAACUUCCAGCAAGGUCCUCCCCUGGCACCGUUUACCACAACUCUACCCACAACAAUAGCAACAAACACUGCUUCAAUCUCCAAAGCCACCACACCUAUACCUCAAACCAUUCAACAAAGCACGCAGGUUUGCGGAAUAAGUCUGGAGAGUCGUCUGCUGGGAGGAGAGCAAGCCUCUGCUGGACAGUAUCCGUGGCUGGCCAGGAUCGCCUAUCGAAACCGAAGUGACCGCAGUAGCUUCCGCUGCUCCGGUUCCCUGAUCUCCAGCAACUAUAUCGUCACUGCCGCUCAUUGUGUGAUCAACCUGGUUAGCGAUUUGGAACUAUCUCAUGUUCAAUUGGGGAAUGAAGAUGGGUUGAACACUUAUGCCAUUGAGCGAGUACUGGUCCACCCUAACUACGAUCAGCCCAGAUAUGCAAACGACAUUGCCCUUUUGAGAAUCAAUAGCACGGAUGGAGCCCUUACACCCAUAUGCUUACCCUUAAACGGAUCAACCACCCUCGGAAACAGGCUGAUAGGUCAAACGGGAGUUGCUGCCGGUUGGAGUACAGGGAAUCCAGAAAAUAAUGCCUCAAUGUCUCCUUCAAACUCCUCCGCCGGAGUGCGCUUUAUCCGCUUACCCAUAGUGAACACCACUAGCUGCGCUAUCGCCUAUGCUAGUCUCAGCGAGAACUUCCAACAGCCCAUUGUAAUCACCCCGAAUCACCUGUGCGCUCAAGGAAUGCCGAUGAACGAUGUGUGCCGCGGAGAUAGUGGCGGACCAUUUAUGGAUGACGGAACCUCGGGUCUGUUUGGAAUAAGUGGACGCCACACUCUUAUCGGCAUCGUGGCCUUUGGACCUACGCUGUGCGGAGUAACCACAAUACCGGGAGUGUACACCCUAGUGAGUAGCUUCUCCGAUUGGAUCAUCCGUAGCGUUAACGGAGGGACGGACAUGUGAGCAGUUUUGUUGGGAAUUCAACCCAAGCAAAGCUCACCCAAAGUUCUCAAUGCCAAAGUCUUCACAGUACAUCCAAAUAAAUAAAACCAUGAAUCAUACACCACGGAUCAAUGAAAAGAGUUCAACUUCCUAUUCAAAUCACCGCAAGGCUAAU
This is a messenger RNA of Drosophila eugracilis, 1707 nucleotides long. RefSeq names its product CLIP domain-containing serine protease 14D. Gene Ontology annotation, biological process: proteolysis. The transcript has 6 exons. Bases 27 to 1553 code for a protein of 508 amino acids. Gene Ontology annotation, molecular function: serine-type endopeptidase activity. NCBI's taxonomy places the organism in Eukaryota, Metazoa, Arthropoda, Insecta, Diptera, Drosophilidae. The record is from RefSeq and is a predicted model, not a curated record.